AUUUGUUAUGGUGCGAAAAUAUUGACGAUGUUAAUCGCAAAGAAUGGCAGGUUUGUGAUUCAAUUUAUUUACAUAAAUGGUCAUUGACAGAUAUUGAAAUGAUAUCUGUUAAUGCCCUAUUGACACCUUUGGGGAGUACAUUAGUGUCAAAUGUGGAAAAUAACUUCAGAAUGAGACAACGAUUGCAUAGUAGCGUUGAAGGUUGGAAGUGUACAAGGAUCACUCAAGUUUCAAGACCUUGGUUGAUAUGCAUUGGCGAUGGAACUAACUGGUCCGACUGA
Funneliformis mosseae is the source of this 281-nucleotide messenger RNA. The record is from the annotation of a GenBank genome assembly. NCBI's taxonomy places the organism in Eukaryota, Fungi, Glomeromycota, Glomeromycetes, Glomerales, Glomeraceae.